Messenger RNA from Melospiza georgiana, 992 nucleotides. Its product is annotated as transmembrane emp24 domain-containing protein 3-like. The coding region runs from base 1 to 924 and encodes 307 amino acids. Gene Ontology annotation, biological process: intracellular protein transport; Golgi organization; endoplasmic reticulum to Golgi vesicle-mediated transport. Lineage: Eukaryota; Metazoa; Chordata; Aves; Passeriformes; Passerellidae. The record is from RefSeq and is a predicted model, not a curated record. Gene Ontology annotation, cellular component: Golgi apparatus; COPI vesicle coat; endoplasmic reticulum. The transcript has 4 exons.
AUGCCAACCCGCCGAGGCGGAAGCGCCACGUCAGGGGGGCGGCGCGGGGGCGGUGCCGGGUUGCGGGUGCCGGUGCCGGGCUCGGUGCGGGGCCGGAGCCGGGUUGCGGGUGCCGGUGCCGGGCUCGGUGCGGGGCCGGUGCCGGGUUGCGGGUGGCGGGCUCGGUGCGGGGCCGGUGCCGGGCUCGGUGCGGGUGCCGGUGCCGGGUUGCGGGGCCGGUGCCGGGCUCGGUGCGGGGCCGGUGCCGGGUUGCGGGUGCCGGUGCCGGGCUCGGUGCGGGUGGCGAUGCCGGGCGCGGUGCGGACGCUGUGCCUGGCCGCGCUGCUGGGCGCGCUGCGGGCCGGCGGCACGGAGCUGACGCUGGAGCUGCCCGACAGCGCCCAGCGCUGCUUCCACCAGGAGCUGGAGAGCGGCGUCAAGUUCACCCUCGACUAUCAGGUGAUCAGCGGAGGGCACUAUGAUGUGGACUGCUACGUGGAGGACCCCAACGGCAAGACCAUCUACCAGGAGACCAAGAAGCAGUACGACAGCUUCUCGCACCACACCGAGGCCAAGGGUGUCUACACCUUCUGCUUCAGCAACGAGUUCUCCACCUUCUCCCACAAAAUCGUCUACUUCGACUUCCAGGUGGGCGACGAGCCGCCCAUCCUGCCCGACAUGAACAACCGCGUCACUGCCCUGACACAGCUGGAGUCUGCCUGUGUCACCAUCCACGAGAUGCUGAAGGCGGUGAUCGACUCCCAGACCCACUACCGGCUGCGGGAGGCGCAGGACAGGAGCCGAGCCGAGGAGCUCAAUGGCCGCGUCUCGUACUGGUCAGUGGGGGAGACCCUCAUCCUCUUCGUGGUCAGCAUCGGGCAGGUGGUGCUGCUCAAGAGCUUCUUCACCGAGAAGAGACCCAGCAGCGGCGGAGCUGGCACCUAGAGCUGCUGGCUGUGCCCGAGUGCAGCGGGCAGCGGGACAGACACUGCGCCUCUGAUCUGUGCUGGGAC